Molecule: messenger RNA, 3123 nt
Organism: Aspergillus melleus
Lineage: Eukaryota; Fungi; Ascomycota; Eurotiomycetes; Eurotiales; Aspergillaceae
Product: lipase ROG1 family protein
Exons: 3
Coding region: 1-3123 (1040 amino acids)
Molecular function (GO): monoacylglycerol lipase activity
Source: RefSeq, a predicted model, not a curated record
AUGCUUUUGAUCCAUCAAGCUGGAAGCGUCCAAGUGGGUGAGGUUGUUAGGUACACCAUCACAUAUACACCAUCAGCUGAAAAGAUUCGCCCCGUCCCGGAAAAACUAUACGUCAAAGUAAAAAAUACGUCUGCAAUCCCCCUGCGAGCGGCUUAUCUUCAUGGUCCCUACACCUUGUACACGUCUUGCUAUCCCUCUACGUUUGACCCCAACGUUAAAUUCCCCCAGCGAGAUACCGAGGAAACACCACAGUUCGAACCUUAUCUCAAAGCAGGAGGGAACUGGGAUGCGGUCAUUAAUGUUUCGCAGAGCACUACCCCAGGAAAUACUCGAGCCGGAUCCAAAUCAUCCGAGUCCGUGACAUGGGUUGUGGAGAUAAUCUCCCAGGUGAUUUUCUCAAACACCGCGUCUGUCGGCUUUGAACUUUUAGUGGGCCGCGACAAAAAGUCCACAGAGCUCUCUGCAGGGGGGAUAACAACGGACGGAGGUCGGGCAGCUCAACUACGCGACCAUUGGUCAACCGAAUCGAAAGGCAAGCAGGUUCUUGCUUCCAGGGGCGUUUAUUCAAGCUCUAUUACCUUACUUGUCGAUGACGCUGCUAGCCUCUGGAAUUAUCCCCCCUUCCCAGGCUUAUCAGACGAACAUAAAGCAGGAAAGGAGAAGAGGCCAAGCCCGGAUUUUCCAACAUCGCAUGCUGAGUCGUCGUCGAGUCUCGAUAGCCCUGCUAGCUCGGCCCAGUGCGACCAACGCAGAAAGAAAGUCCAUCUUGUCAUAUUAACGCAUGGGUUACAUAGCAACCUUGGUGCAGAUAUGCUCUAUCUCAAAGAAAGCAUCGAUGCCGUUGCAAGAAAUACGAGAGGCUCUAAAGACCGUCACCCAAAGAAUAGAAAUAAGAGUGACAAGAACGAACGCGCUAGCCCUUGCUUCCAUGCCAGCUCCAAGACAGCGAGCCGCACCGGAGAUAACGAGGAGCAGGAGCAGGAGCGACAAGACCACCAGGAGAAUGAGGAGGAGGAGGAGGCGGAGGAAGGGGAGGAAGAAGGGGACGACAACGACGUCGAGCAGGUCAUAGUUAGGGGGUUUCCUGGAAAUGCUGUCCGUACUGAACGCGGGAUUCAGUACCUGGGGAAACGCCUCGCAAAAUAUGUUCUUUUGAUGACUUAUCCUGACCAGCCACAUCUACCAGGCAGGUCUGCCAGCACAAAUUCUUUCCCCAAAUCCCGUUCUACUGGGAAGGGUACAGCGGGAGAACCUUCUAUAGACGGUGCAUGCUCUGACCACCCCGCGGGGCUCCCUGACGCCAAAAGCCACGCUUACAAAAUAACAAGCAUCAGUUUCAUUGGACACUCGCUCGGCGGUCUCAUUCAAACAUAUGCUAUUGCGUAUAUUCAAAAACACUAUCCCGGCUUCUUUGAUUCUAUCAAACCCGUCAAUUUUGUCGCUCUGGCAACCCCAUUUCUGGGUCUCAGCAAUGAGAAUCCGAUGUACGUCAGGUUUGCCUUAGACUUGGGCCUUGUUGGCCGGACAGGUCAAGACCUAGGGCUUAGUUGGACAGCGCCGCGAGUAAGAAGUGGCUGGGAAGCCAUGAUUGGCGGCAAAGGAGACUCCACGAAGCCGCACCAACACGCAAACGCUGGUUCGAAGCCUUUACUCAGGAUCCUACCCUGUGGUCCGGCUCAUGAAAUUUUAUCCAAGUUUCAGAAUCGCACGGUCUAUUCCAACGUCGUCAAUGAUGGGAUCGUCCCUCUACGCACUUCUUGUUUACUAUUCCUCGAUUGGAAGGGAUUAGACCGAGUGGAGAAAGCUAGACGAGGAAAUGGCAUUGUUGGAACAAUGGCUGAAUGGGGAUGGGCUGAGCUAACCGGUGCCAAUUCCAAAUCCCCACGAAGCACUCGCUCUAUUGCAGAUUUCAGACAAAAGGACCCCCCACAUAAAGGCGAAAAACCAGCAAUGCCUGUCGAUAUGCACAGCACAACAAAGCAUGGUGCCUCGGGUACUUUUGAUAACGGUCAAAGCCCAAGCAAGCUUCCACCAGCAAGUCUCUCCGCCGUGGAAGCUUUGCCAAAGAACGAAUCAAAUCAGCUUUUCUCACAUAGCUCACUUGGCAAUAUUCUCUCGAUGUUUCGGCCCAAAGGGAAAGCAAAUGCCACCACGGGAUACAAACAAACAAAGAUCUAUAAACGCAGUCAAACUCUUCCUCCUGGUGAUAUUGUUGAAGAAGUAUCAUCGUCUAGUUUCUGCCAUCGCGAGAGCCUUGCCCGUGGGAGCCCUUCCGAAGGAUACGGGUCUAAUACGCCCCCUAAAACCACUUUCUUUGAAUCUGCCAGUGAUCUUCUCAUGCCACCUCUCCCUCCUGUUGAAUUCAUCAUUGACCCCGAGUCAAGAGCUCGGACCAUUUUUCAUGAUCGGAUAUAUCAUCCAGAAGACAUUCCACCUCCUCUCCCUACCAAGCGCCGCACCUUGACGUUCGGUUCCUCGCAAAGCAGAUCCUCGGGACCACAAUUAACUUCAUUGCAGGACCCUCAAAUCGAGCCCAAUUAUGACGAGGCUGAACCCGAGCGCGGGCUCAAAGUCGAGGAGAAAAUUGCGAGAGCAUACCACCGUAACUUAUCCUGGAGGAAAGUACUUGUACGACUUGAGCCUGAUGCACAUAACAAUAUCAUUGUCAGGCGAAUGUUCACGAACGCCUAUGGGUGGCCAGUAGUGAAACAUCUUGUUGAUACACAUUUCGGGUGUAGCUCCAUGUCUGACGACAACGUCAAGCGCGGCAUGGAGAGGGCCGAUCCGUCUCCGGUAGCAAUCGGUGAACUGAGCGAGGACUUGCAAGAGCAGCCAGCUAUUCUCGAAACUAGGAACUCCACUCAACUUGAACACUCCGCAGGGUUGCUUGGUGACAACGCUCUCGAUGGUCGCGGUCAGCCCGAUGCUUUAGCUGAGCCUAAGCCUGAAUAUACAGCACACACAGAGAUCAUUCACGCAGAGAAUGAACAACAUAAAUAUUUCGAAAGCGCUCCCCCCACAUCCCACGAUUCAACCACGAGAGAUCCUUCUACAACUAUGUCGGAAAACCCGGGCCUCGAAGAUGAUUCCAACGACUAUGGUUAUAUCUCUAUCAGGAGUUGA